Messenger RNA from Rotaria sp. Silwood2, 711 nucleotides. The record is from the annotation of a GenBank genome assembly. NCBI's taxonomy places the organism in Eukaryota, Metazoa, Rotifera, Eurotatoria, Philodinida, Philodinidae.
AUGUCUACGAACACAUUAGAAGAAAUUGAAUUUCUAUUAGCACUUCAAAAAUUUACAGUGCAUUGUGUUUCUAACCAAUGUUCAUCGAAAAUCAAAUCCUAUUGUAUAGAUCUUUUGAUUGCUGUUACACAUCUUCCAAAAGUCUAUAUUGGUCAUAAAAUUCAACUUGCUUUAGCACUUGAAACUGUUUCUCUAAGAAAUGAAACAAGGUUGAUAUUAAAUGAUUAUAUGAAUAUUAUUUCUCAUUUAAUUUAUCUUGCUCGAUCAAAUUUAAACUCAGAAGAAGAGAAAAAAUGUGCAAAAUGGACAGGAAUUGAUUUAGUGUCAUUAUUAAAUCAAUGUGAAAAUCGUUUUAAAAAACAAUCUUAUUCAUCAACAGUUUGGAUUGAAAUUUUGAAUGAAACAAGCAUGUUUUCUAUUGUUUAUUCAUCUACUCAACAUCAUCUUUUUGACUUGUGCAAAAGAAAACAUGGUUCAGAUAGAUGGCAUAAUAUUUUAAUUAUAACAAGAGAACAAAUUGCUGGAUAUGGAACUGAUUUUAUCAAACUUUCAUCAAUACCAUCAAUGCCUUUAGAUAUAGCUAUUGAUUUAACUGAUGGACCAUUGAUACUGUCUGAUGUUCGUAUUACAUUUUUUAAUCAUACUGAUAGAUGUAUACCUAUAUUACCUGAGAAAUUAACACCACAACAUUCUUGUUAUAAUACAUCUUAG